ACCUCUCCAUCACUUUUCUUCACACUACCAAACUAAAAAUCUCAUCUUACAUUCAUACUAAAUUAUUUCACAUCUUCUCAAGAGUAAACAAAAAUGGACAAGGAAGACGUUAGCGCAAAAGCUGGUUCGGUAGCUCAGAGCAGCGGUUUAAGCAGUGGCACUGCUCCUGGUCCAGGGAAUAUGGUUGCGCCCGGUUUGGGUGGUUCCGCUCACAUCCCUAGAGAUGCUUUUGAAGCGAAUCCGAAAGCUUAUUUUGACAAUCUCCACGCCAAGGAGAAGGCAAAUAAGUGAAAGAUAAAGUGUUCUAAUAGUUCUUAAAACAUAAACACUUGUUUGUUUAUGCCCCCUACUAAGAAACAUUAUCUAUAAAUAAAUGAGAAUUAUCUCUCUUUUAUGAUU
Camelina sativa (false flax) is the source of this 399-nucleotide messenger RNA. RefSeq lists its product as uncharacterized. The record is from RefSeq and is a predicted model, not a curated record. NCBI's taxonomy places the organism in Eukaryota, Viridiplantae, Streptophyta, Magnoliopsida, Brassicales, Brassicaceae.